AAGAGAGUGAAAUCUUAAUUUCAAUCAAAUGGCUUCCAAAACUAUACUAUACUCUAUCCUCGUUCUCAGGAUUUUCACUCUCAUGCUCUUAGCAGCUUCCAUCGCAGUCACACUCACCAACUUCAGCGACAUCAACAGUUACAGGUAUUUUCUUGCUGUGGGAGCGGUGGGUGCUCUAUACACAUUAAUUCAGCUGCCCUUUGCCAUGUAUCAUGUCGUGAAGGAGAAGAGGAUGAUCCGUGGCAUAUUUCUGCCUAAUUUUGAUUUCUAUGGGGAUAAGGUAAUAAGUUUUCUCUUGGCAAGUGGAGUUGGCGUUGGGUUUAGUGCGAGUGUUGAGUUAAAAGAUACUAUUCGUUCUUUGGUGGAAAAUUUUGAAUUUUUAUUAGCCAGCGAUCCACGUAUAAGCCUGGAUGGAAUUGAAGAAUUCAGAACAAAAUUGAAUAAGUUUUUUGAUAGAGAGCUGAUAGCAAGUGGCAUUCUCCUAGGAGGAUUUGUUACUAUGGCUAUUCUCUCCAUUCUUUCAUCACUUAACAAGUCUAGGAAAAGAUUCUGAAAUGUUCAAAUUGUACCAAAUAAUUCUAAAUAAUUAAAUCCUAUUUGUAUGCCAAUAUUAUAUUCUAGAUGAUAUCAUUUCCUAAUAAAGGUUUUGGAAAGUUUCCUAUUGUAGAUGUUGAAUAUGUU
Molecule: messenger RNA, 681 nt
Organism: Ipomoea nil (Japanese morning glory)
Lineage: Eukaryota; Viridiplantae; Streptophyta; Magnoliopsida; Solanales; Convolvulaceae
Product: CASP-like protein 4D1
Exons: 3
Coding region: 29-553 (174 amino acids)
Source: RefSeq, a predicted model, not a curated record